Scutellospora calospora is the source of this 632-nucleotide messenger RNA. NCBI's taxonomy places the organism in Eukaryota, Fungi, Glomeromycota, Glomeromycetes, Diversisporales, Gigasporaceae. The record is from the annotation of a GenBank genome assembly.
AUCACUGAUAUCCUCACAUCCCUUUGCACUAUUUAUAAACUUGGUCAAAGGCAAACAUUACUACCAACAUUAGAAUCUGUAUGGCCUUGUCUUAACUUACUUGAAGAAAAUCAAUUAUUUGUGAAUAAUGCACUUGUUAGAAAAAUGUCUGUUAAAUUGGCUCAAAGGAUUGGUUUACGUUAUCUAAAACCAAAAGUGGCUUCUUGGAGAUAUCAAAGGGGUAGUAGGUCACUUAAAGAUAAUUUGGAAGGAUUCUCAAAAUUAACAACUAUCGAUCCUUCAAAUGUGCACCAAUCUUUGAAAGAUAAAGAUGAGGAUGAAGAUGAAGUACCUGAACAACUAGAAGAGAUCAUAGAAAUUUUAUUGAAUGGUCUACGUAAUAAGGAUACAGUCGUGCGUUGGUCGGCUGCUAAAGGAAUAGGACAAAUCGCACAAAGAUUACCACAAGAACUCGCUGAUGAUGUAAUUGGUUCUUUAUUUGGUUUGUUCUCUGAAAAUACAUAUACACAUAAUGGUGUAUUAGAGUUUUCAGCAGUAUCCGAUCAUACUUGGCAUGGAGUUUGUUUAGCUAUAGCUGAAUUGGCAAGAAGAGGAUUACUAUUACCAGAGAGAUUAUCCCCUGGAUUAAUAAA